This is a messenger RNA of Sabethes cyaneus, 1968 nucleotides long. RefSeq lists its product as uncharacterized. The record is from RefSeq and is a predicted model, not a curated record. The transcript has 2 exons. Lineage: Eukaryota; Metazoa; Arthropoda; Insecta; Diptera; Culicidae. Bases 792 to 1304 code for a protein of 170 amino acids.
UUAUCAUCAAUCAUUGCCCUGUAGUACUUGUACUUCAUUCGUUGUGUGCACGAACUGAACGUUCGUUCAAAGGUCUAGACAAGAUUCAUAAAUUUUACGAUUUGGUGGAGAAUAUUUGGCGCCAGGAAAAGCAUAUCCGGUCUGAUCUGAGUUUCACAAAUUUCGAAACAUUUGACGCAAGUGUUUAAUUUCGUCGGGAACUCCAAUUCGAAUUCGUAGUUAAGUGGCAACAAAUUUAAGUAGAACACGCCAGUGCUCCCGGGACUGAAACUGAGAGUGAUUGCAUCGAGUGCUAACCAGCCUCAAUUGUUUGUUCCGUGAAGCCCUCUGCACACCAGUAUACCUGGGAAUGCUAAUUAAUCUAACCAAUUAAGGCGUUGAGUACAUUUAAAGUAGUUCAUUUUUGCGCGCAAAGAUUACACGCACUCGAUAACAAUACGAUGAAUCAAUUCGCCGCUGGAGGCUUACUUCCCGGGGCUUUGGGAAAUUGAUUUUCCCACUUGUUCCAGCUGUGAGGUCAUUUGGGAUGCGAACGUAACACCUAAUUGUUCCGAUGUAGAUUGUUGCACUUUGCUUGCCAUAUCGUGGGGAUUGCUGACGCCAGAACGACGUUCUGUUCACUAGAGUCAGGCUCUUAAAUAGUCACUAGCAACGGGCCAGCGUAGUCAGUUCAAGUUUGGCGAUUCGUGGUGCGUUUGGAUUGCUUUCCGGUGACAGUGUUGGUGAAAUAUAAAGCUCUGAAAAAUUAACCAUUGAGCCGGGUGUGUUUUCAUCUACGCAUUGUGUCAAAAAUGAAUUGCAAUCAAGUGCUGUGGUGUUUCGGUUUGCUUCUGGCUGUCGGAUUAUUCUCUGUGGAAGGAGCUGCCAUUCGUGAAAAGCGGCAAUUGAAUUCUCUGCUGACUCUCAGUGGAGAAUCGAAUGCUAGGAUUGAAAAUGGUACGAUCAUCUGUGACACUCUGACCUGUCCACCGGCAUCGUUCAAGUGUAUCAUCGUGAAAAACAACACCAAGGAGGACUUCAACACGAUCGAGGUGACGCGCGAGUGCCUUGACCCGGCCGGUAAAGCCACGGCCAAAACGGUGGAACGCGAGAAGAACAAGUUCCCCGGAUCGCAUUUCGAGAGCUACGCGGAAAUUGAUAAGAACGGAAACAUCGCCUCGUUCGAUAACCGGGGCAACUCGUACAAUCAUUCCGGCAGCGGUGAUGUUCACUCCUAUUUGUACCAGCAGAUUGAGGACUUACAUAAGGCGAUCAUAGAACAGCUGCACAAUGCCGGGCCGGCAACACCAUUUCGGAUUCCCUGAACGGGCGUGAUGCGGCGAAGAAACGUGACACAGGGUUAUGUUUUAGUUAAGCGCAAAUUGGCUCAUAUUAGAAUUUAAUUUAUCAAUAAAAAAACUACAUAGAAAACCGUUCAUCAAGAAUGAAAACCAAAUUGAUGAUGUAAGUUUGAAUAGGCCGGCUUUGAUGGAUUGAUUUAUGGUACGGGGCGCAACCAGGCUACCUGAUUCAUGGAUGAGAAAAUUCCCACGCUUGGAAUUGGAAUAACAAUGGCGAAUUUCAACAUUAGUUUUGUGCGUGCCGUUUAUUUGUUAAAACGAUAUGUUUUCUAAUCACGCGAAUCGGUUGUAAGCUAAUCAAUUGUGAUAUGUAGAUAAAUAAAUUCGACCUGUAUGUUAACAUUACGUAUUAGUGUAGCUUCUCUUGUUCUCGCAGUCUAGCCGGAAUGAUAUAUAGUAUUUUAAUUUGCAAUGCCUGAUUCGGUUGUUAUACUAUUACGAAGAUGAUGUAAUUACCCGGAUCUGUUCAGUAAAAUCCCACAUUUAGAAUUGAUUCAAUGGAGGAAAGAAAUGAUUUGUUAGCUUCAGAUAGCUCAUUUGAGUACUAUAAUGCCCCACAUUCCGAAUAAAUGAUUUAAGAAAAUUAUGUUUAUUGCAUUCAAAAUUCCACUUAGUGUAGAAAUUAGAU